UUCAGUCGUUCGGUUAUUAAUGAGGUGGCAGGAGUGGUUUUUAUUAAUCAAAAAUAAUGUGUAAAGAGAUGAGAUAAAAAAGAUGAGUCGUGAAACAUUUUUUAUUCUCGCAGUAUUAUUCGUCGUGUUUUCGAUUCAGACAACAGACUUCCAGGAAAACCUUAUAAAUGGUUAUCGAAAUCUAAUAGCAGAUAUACAAAUAAGGACACAGAAAUCUCGUGAAGACAUGGACACUAUGGUCUCACAAAUUAAGCUUCUCAUGAAGAACGAAGCAGAUAAGGCGAUAAAUUAUAUGACAGUCUACCUUGAACAGAUAUCCCUCUAUUUUCAAGUAAUAAUUCACGAUCGUAAACCUCGCAACGGCACUUAUUGCAAGGAGAGCAUCGUAAAACUACUAGGCGAAAAUCUGCAGCUCGCUGAUGAGAAUGUCACGCUCUGCUUGGCUCUGGGAUAUCAGAGAGUACAAAGGUUGCCGGAGAAACUACAAGUUCAUUUUGAAACUUUGGAAAAUCUAAAAAAAUAUUCUGCAUCAAAACUAUUUGAAUGUCAAAAGCAACAGCAGGUUGGUGGUAACUGCUCUCAUGAAAGUCAGGACCUCGAGAGAACAGUGUUUCUCUACGAGACAUCGCCUUUCCCAGUAGUAAUGGCUGAGAUUGCAAUACACGGAUUCAAAGAAGUGUCCGACCUCAGUGUAUGUUUGAAGGACAUUAUAUCGAGAAUGAUGACACACUCGGUCAAAGUGAUUGGCGACUUUAACAGGUGCAUUCACAACAUUGAAAUGCCUAAACUUAAGUACUUACUAAAAUUCAUGAAGAAAUAUGCGUAAGAACUUAUUUUAAUGUAAAUAAAGGUAUUGUUUAAUAUU
Molecule: messenger RNA, 865 nt
Organism: Pieris napi
Lineage: Eukaryota; Metazoa; Arthropoda; Insecta; Lepidoptera; Pieridae
Exons: 5
Coding region: 83-826 (247 amino acids)
Source: RefSeq, a predicted model, not a curated record